Heterobilharzia americana is the source of this 1305-nucleotide messenger RNA. The record is from the annotation of a GenBank genome assembly. Lineage: Eukaryota; Metazoa; Platyhelminthes; Trematoda; Strigeidida; Schistosomatidae.
AUGAACAAAGGAUUUAACCGUAAACGUUCAAGAUAUCAUAGUCAUAAAAUUGACAAAUUUCUCUUACAAGAAUAUGAACAUCGUAAGAAAGAAAUCCAAUUACUUUUGAUUGGCCUACCGAAUUCUGGGAAAAAUACAUUCUGUAAACAACUACGUCUACAUUUCGGUGACGGUUUUCCAACAUCAUUUCGUGUUGACAUGAAAUCUACUAUACUGGCGAAUACAACAGAUGCUAUAGCACUUGUCCUGGAGUAUAUGAAAGAAUCCAACAUCCUGUUCUCAGACAUUUUGGCUCAUAGACUUCAAGAGUAUCUGGUGAAUAGUCGAUCUGAGAAUGGUUGGAUUACAAAAGAUUUCAUCCUCUUCGAACCAGAAUAUAACAAUACCAAUAGUUGUAGUGUAUUUAAACGCCAAGAAGUGACAGUCAAAGCUAAACACAACGAGAAAACAGACCAAAUAAAUAUCCCUAAUUAUCUUAGUCAUAACCCUUCAGUAAUGAGUACGUGUACAAUGGUGGGAUCCGUUGCUACUGGCUCCGCCACGACAACAGAUGUAACCACUGACCAGUCGAAUACUGGUGAUUACUUGAAGCCUAUAAACGACACUUCAACAACUGUCAACAACUUAUCUACAGAAUCAUACAGUUCUAGUUUCCACUUAUCCUCUAAUACGGUUGUCAACAAAGCAAAUACAAAAAGUAUAACAGAUUCAAUUGUUGAACGUUUCCUACUAUACGUCAAUGAGCAUAAUUCCAUACCACCAUCAGUAUUAAAAAAGUUUGAAUCAGUCAUUGACAUAAAAUCCUUCGAUAAUUGGCAAAAUAUAAUUCAUGAUAAGGUCACUUUACAUCACUUGAUACACUUACUACUUCAAAGUGGUAUUGACAACUGGUCAUCAUUUCUAAUGCACAGUUCAACACCACCACCAGCUCCGACCACUUUACCACCAGUCUCUGUUGAAGAUGAAUUAUUAGAUUACAUAGUGACAAGUGAAAGUCUUGACAGUUCAGAAGAAGGUGAGGAUGAUGACGACGACAGUGAAGAUGAUAGAUAUGGUGAAGAUGAAGAAAGUGGAUUAACAAACUCAUCGAAUUCUCCACCCAGAACUUUGGUUAACAGUCCUUCUAGUACUAGAGAAAUUAAGAAUCUGAUAUAUUACAAUGAUAAUGACGAUGAUAAUGAUGAUCAUGCCGACAGCAGUGACCAAGAGGAUAUUGAUUAUGAUGACUGGGAGAACUGUAUUGAUCAUUUGGCUGACCUUAAACAGGCGAUAACUCAAAUAUUAAAGCGCCAGGCAGAUCAUUAA